This is a messenger RNA of Durusdinium trenchii, 997 nucleotides long. Lineage: Eukaryota; Dinophyceae; Suessiales; Symbiodiniaceae. The record is from the annotation of a GenBank genome assembly.
AAGGUCUCACCUAGGCCGUGGUCUUGGAGUACCCCGACUACCCCGUCCAUUUACAAGUAAGAAGGCUUGGAACACGGACCUGAAGGCAAAGCCUUGGGCGGAAGAUGGGGAUCUUUUUCAGCAAGGUCUGGGCCAGGUUGGCCUCUGGCAAAGAGAAGCGACUUCUGAUGGUUGGCCUCGAUGCCGCUGGUAAGACCACCAUCUUGUACCGCUUAAGGUUGGCAGAGGCGGCCACCACUGUCCCAACCAUUGGCUUCAACAUGGAGACCGUGGAGUACAGGAACAUCAAGUUUGAUAUUUGGGAUGUCGGUGGACAAGACCAGAUCCGGAAGCUUUGGCGACACUAUUUCAAGGGCACUGAUGGUCUGAUUUACGUGGUCGACAGCGCUGAUCGAGAACGUAUCAAUGAUGCUAAGGAAGAGCUGGAGAAGAUGCUGAAGGAAGUGCAGCUACAAGAUGCAACUCUCUUGGUGCUCGCAAACAAACAAGACUUAAAGGAUGCAAUGCCCGCAGCUGAGAUCAUGCAGAAGCUUGACUUGCCCAGACUCGGAAUGAAUCGGACAUGGUUCAUUCAGUCCACAGUGGCCCCAACAGGAGAUGGCCUCUACGAGGGUUUGGAUUGGCUUUCUCGAAACAUCUGAGGGAGCAGCCUUGCUGGGCCUUUGCAGCCUUGCGUUCUGCGAGGAGGGCCUGUUCAACGCCUCAAGACGCUCUUCCGUCGGCGUCCGUGUUCCGCCUGUACAGAUGGGACACCGAAGUCCGAGCUUGGCCUCCACCCUACUAGCGAUGGCUUCCAACAAUAGCAAAAGGAACUCAAUAGAGAUGGCCUCCAACCUAAGUCCUGAAUGUACAGAUGGGACACCUUCGAAGUCCACAGGCAGGCGGCUGGGACGUUUCGAGAUCUUAUGCCGCGACUGAGUGACACAAAAUGGCCAGGCUUGUGGCUUGAGCUUGUUUGCAAUGCGUUCCUGGUCUUUGAUUCUUUUUUCCGGGUCAG